Messenger RNA from Micropterus dolomieu (smallmouth bass), 3163 nucleotides. Its product is annotated as cyclin-Y-like. Gene Ontology annotation, cellular component: cytoplasmic cyclin-dependent protein kinase holoenzyme complex; plasma membrane. Gene Ontology annotation, biological process: regulation of cyclin-dependent protein serine/threonine kinase activity; regulation of canonical Wnt signaling pathway. Lineage: Eukaryota; Metazoa; Chordata; Actinopteri; Centrarchiformes; Centrarchidae. The record is from RefSeq and is a predicted model, not a curated record. Gene Ontology annotation, molecular function: cyclin-dependent protein serine/threonine kinase activator activity; protein kinase binding. Bases 6 to 881 code for a protein of 291 amino acids. The transcript has 10 exons.
UGAAUAUGGAAUACAAUCCAUCGGACCAUCCGCGGGCCAGCACCAUAUUCCUCAGCAAAUCUCAGAACGAUGAGAUGCCCUACAGGAAUGCGCGAGAAAAACGAAAAAGCCUCUUUGUCAGUAAUCAUGGAACAUCGAGGCGGAAAUACAGCUCCUGCUCCACCAUCUUCCUAGAUGACAACACAGUCAGCCAGCCCAACCUCAAAUAUACCAUAAAAUGUGUAGCACUGGCGAUUUACUACCAUAUAAAAAACAGGGACACCGAAGGAGGAAUGCUGUUAGAUAUAUUUGAUGAGAAGCUUCAUCCUCUUUCAAAAUCAGAGGUGCCGCUGGACUAUGACCAGCACGACCCGGAGCAGAAGCAGAUCUACCGGUUCGUCCGGACGUUGUUCAGCGCCGCUCAGCUCACUUCUGAGUGUGCCAUCGUCACACUGGUGUACCUGGAAAGGCUGCUGACCUACGCAGAGAUUGACAUCUGUCCGGGUAACUGGAAGAGGAUCGUUCUGGGUGCUAUCCUGCUGGCCUCGAAGGUCUGGGAUGACCAGGCCGUAUGGAAUGUCGACUACUGCCAGAUCCUCAAGGAUAUCACCGUGGAGGACAUGAAUGAGUUGGAGCGCCAGUUUCUGGAGCUGCUGCAGUUCAACAUCAACGUGCCGUCCAGUGUCUACGCCAAGUAUUACUUUGACCUGCGAUCGCUUUCAGAGUCCAACAAUCUCAGCUUCCCCCUGGAACCGCUCAGCAGAGAAAAGGCACAGAAACUAGAGGCUAUUUCCAGGCUAUGUGAUGACAAGUACAAGGAUGUACGGAGAGCAGCAAGGAAGCGCUCGGCCAGCAUGGACAAUCUAUGUGGGAUCAGAUGGGUUCCUGCAAUCCUCUCCUAACCACUAUUAAUCUCCCUGUACUUAAAGCUGGCACCAGGCUGGUUGAGAAAACUCUCAAGGCCCACAUUAGUGGAGACAGACCAACAUGGUUCUGUGUCCGAAAACUUCACUUUGGAUACCCAGAUAAUACCAACAUGUGGAAUUUGGUGGAGUGAUUGAAACCCGAAGUCACCCUCUGGACCUCACAGCUUCAAGCAGGAGGCAAGAAAGUGAAACCACAUCUGGAGUAGUUUCUGGUGGUGAGGGGCUUACCAGAGAGGUUUCAGACUUAACCUAAUGCCUUCACAGUGCCUCAACUUCUGCCUCAACUUCUGUUCAUGAAAGAGAGAAGGACGUUCCAGGUUGUUAUGUCAUCUGUGGAGAAAAUUCAAGUAUUGGACCAACCAACAGCGUCCUGCACAAGACAGAUGUGAGCGCUAGGACAUGGACCUGUGAAGCUGUCUUAAAGUAUGGCACUCAAUUCAGUUUUCUGACUAAUCUGUGUCUGGCCUAAUUUGUAAGAUUUGACAUAACCUGCCUUUGAGAUGGUCCUGCAACUUCACAAUGAAGCAUAUUAUUUAUUUUACCUGAUUAUGUGAACUAAUGUGAAUAGUUACAGCUGCCUGAACCCAUAGUACCUGUAGAGUUUAAAAAACGGUAGUGUAGCACUGGAAUUUCUACCGGUUAUUUAUUUAUUAUAACAAUAAUACAAGUGUUAGCAAGUUUUCUCCUUUGGAAAUCUUUAUAUUCAAGUUUUACAGUAUUUCUAGUGUUUUUCUCAAUACUCAGGUAGUCUGUUUAAUCUUUCGAUUUAUUGUGAUGCAAAUAGAAGGAGCCAGAAUGAAUAACAAGUUGUGACAACAUUCCCACAUAUGUCACUGACGCAUUCUGACAUACUUAUGGACAUAAUCAAACAAUCAUUAAGAGGUUCCAGUAUUCAUUAGAUUUUGGUUACAUCUCAACAUGACUUGGUCAAGAUAUUUUAGCAGUUUGUUUUUAGAAGCCCCAUUGAAGCUUUGAGUGGAUUAAGCAGACCUCUCUGCUGACAUCUAGUGGACAUUUGUUGGAAAUUCUUCAUUGGGAAUGACCCCUUGAGAUGCACAUGCCUGUUUUCAAGGGGGUCCUCAAUGACAAAUCAAGUACAAUAUAAGCACAAUUAGACAAAUCAACAGAAUAAAAGCCAACAGUUCAGUAUAAUGGUCUGAGAGGUGUAAGGAGGCACAGCACUGCUUUGUUCUUAUUUCGGCACCAUAGAGCUAGAUAACAAAACAUUCCAUCUCCAGUACAUUUGGAAAGGCAUAAAUAAAAAAUCUCCAGUUUCAUGAAUCUCAUGCCCAAUAGCUCCUUACCCCAGUGUCUGCUUGUUUGAUGCUGAUCAUUUAAUUUAAAUUGAAGGAAGACAGUACAUCGAUGUAUGCAGUCCUUUUUAAAACCCAGCAACUAAAAAUGCAUUUGCAUGAACCUACAAACAAAGCUGUUUUUCUUAGUUCCUCACGAGGUCACAGCUUUGAGUUAUCAGGUAACAGACACUCGUACCUUGCUAAGGAAAAGGGAACGGAAAGUUAACUUUUCAACAGUAGUCUGGACCAAAGAAAACUAUGAAAUGUGGGUGUGAUCAUAAUACAUGACCUCAUAACACCACAAAACCUAAAAGAAUUGUAUCUCUUCUUUCGAGCAGGUGGUUUAUAGUUGGAAACACAGUUCUUUAUAAAAACAACAUUUGGAUGUCACAAGUAUGAUCUUCCAGUAAUCAGCUUUCUCCAGUGUGUCAACAACAACAAUGUGUCCUGUUGAUCCGUCCUUAAGAAAUAGUGUCCGUGGAAAAAAGCACCAGUCAUGGUGUACGCCCCAAAAUUCAGAAUGGUCCAGAUUACUAAAAGAAUAGAAAUAAGCCACUAAGGGUGUAUUCAUUCACUGUAAAAUUAUUUUGUCAUUGCCUGUAAAAUCAGGAUUAUUAUGUGGAACAUGCAAAAAUUGGACAAAUGUGAAAUAAUUGCAGCACACUUGUACACUUUUCAAGAUGACGUAACUUUUUAAUCAAGAUACUCGCUGACUGUUGAGCCAAGUCCUUAGAAGUGUUUAAAACCGUAUUUCCAUUUUCAACUGCUGCAGGCAAAUAACUGAUCAGGUUCUGAUGUUUUUUUUUCUCAUUUGUCUGAAAACUAAAGCACUAAAAUGUAAUUAUUUUGCAUAUGAACUUUGUACAAUGUAUAAAGAGUUCAAACUGAGACAGGUCAAUUGUGAGCUAUUUAAGGAUGGGUUGAUUUGUGUUUUUAAUAAAAGAAAAUGCUCUUGUCUAAUAA